Messenger RNA from Lodderomyces parapsilosis, 1089 nucleotides. It is a transcript of the gene SRB1, whose product is annotated as mannose-1-phosphate guanylyltransferase. Gene Ontology annotation, molecular function: mannose-1-phosphate guanylyltransferase (GTP) activity; GTP binding. The transcript has a single exon. Gene Ontology annotation, biological process: GDP-mannose biosynthetic process; cell wall mannoprotein biosynthetic process. The coding region runs from base 1 to 1089 and encodes 362 amino acids. Lineage: Eukaryota; Fungi; Ascomycota; Pichiomycetes; Serinales; Debaryomycetaceae. The record is from RefSeq and is a predicted model, not a curated record. Gene Ontology annotation, cellular component: cytoplasm.
AUGAAAGGAUUGAUUUUAGUUGGAGGUUACGGUACCAGAUUGAGACCAUUGACUUUAACAUUACCAAAACCAUUGGUUGAAUUUGGUAAUAGACCCAUGAUUUUACAUCAAAUUGAAGCUUUGGCUGCUGCUGGUGUUACUGAUAUCGUAUUGGCUGUCAAUUACAGACCAGAAGUUAUGGUUUCCACUUUGAAGAAAUACGAAGAAGAAUAUGGUGUAUCCAUUACUUUUAGUGUUGAAGAAGAACCAUUGGGUACUGCUGGUCCUUUGAAAUUGGCGGAAAAAGUAUUGAAGAAGGAUAAUUCCCCAUUUUUCGUUCUAAACAGUGAUGUUAUUUGUGAAUAUCCAUUCAAGGAAUUGGCUGAUUUCCACAAAGCUCAUGGUGCAGCUGGUACUAUUGUUGCUACCAAAGUUGACGAACCAAGUAAAUAUGGUGUUAUUGUUCAUGACAGAGAUACCCCCAAUUUAAUUGACAGAUUUGUCGAAAAACCAGUUGAAUUUGUUGGUAAUAGAAUUAAUGCUGGUUUAUACAUUUUGAACCCAUCAGUUAUCGAUUUAAUUGAAAUGAAACCAACCUCAAUUGAAAAGGAAACUUUCCCCAUCCUUGUUGAACAAAAACAAUUGUAUUCAUUUGACUUGGAAGGAUUUUGGAUGGAUGUUGGUCAACCAAAAGAUUUCCUUAGUGGAACCUGUUUAUACUUGACUUCAUUGUCGAAAAAACAUCCAGAAAGAUUAUCAACUGAAAAAUUUGUUAAAGAUGGUAACGUUCUUAUCGACCCCACUGCCAAGAUUCACCCAAGUGCAUUGAUUGGUCCAAAUGUUGUUAUUGGACCUAAUGUCAUUGUUGGUGAAGGUGCCAGAAUCAAGAGAUCAGUACUCUUGGCCAACUCAAAAGUUAAUGAUCAUGCUUGGGUUAACUCAACCAUUGUUGGAUGGAACUCAAGAAUUGGUAAAUGGGCCAGAACUGAUGGUGUUACUGUAUUGGGAGAUGAUGUUGAAGUUAAAAAUGAAAUUUACGUUAAUGGUGCCAAAGUCUUGCCACACAAGUCCAUUUCAGCUAACGUUGAACAAGAAUCAAUCAUUAUGUAG